Messenger RNA from Haliotis rubra (blacklip abalone), 1429 nucleotides. Its product is annotated as arsenite methyltransferase-like. The transcript is spliced from 10 exons. The record is from RefSeq and is a predicted model, not a curated record. Lineage: Eukaryota; Metazoa; Mollusca; Gastropoda; Lepetellida; Haliotidae. The coding region runs from base 162 to 1259 and encodes 365 amino acids. Gene Ontology annotation, biological process: arsonoacetate metabolic process; toxin metabolic process. Gene Ontology annotation, cellular component: cytosol. Gene Ontology annotation, molecular function: arsenite methyltransferase activity.
ACUCCACAUCAGCGCUUGCUACAUGCGGAGUUACUAUCUUCAUGUGAAAGGGGAGCUAACUUAUUCUGCGAGGAGUUUGAGGGCGGUAGUGACACACGACUGAUUCUGCGUUGUCAUCUUGACAAGUUUGGAUACGGGUGGAAGCAGUGCAUAUUCUCAUCAUGGGUGACAGCACAAAUAUCAUCGAGUCUGUCAAGGAGUACUAUGGGAAGACUCUGCAAAACACCAAUGACCUUAAGACUGGAGCCUGUAUGACCCCGUCCAAGCAGAUGACAAAACCCAUGAAGGCGGCGCUCAGUGCCGUGCAUGAUGAAGUCCACUCAAGAUACUAUGGCUGUGGGUUGGUCAUACCAGAGAAGGUGGAAGGAAUGCGUGUCCUUGACCUUGGUAGUGGAAGUGGGAGAGACUGCUAUGCGCUCAGUAAGCUGGUGGGAGAGGAGGGGUCAGUAGUUGGCCUCGACAUGACAGAUGAACAGCUGGAAGUAGCAUGGAAGUAUGUUGACUACCACACCCAGAAGUUUGGCUAUUCCAAACCCAAUGUGGAAUUUGUCAAGGGCUACAUUGAGAAAAUCACUGAAGCUGGGAUCAAAGAAAACAGUAUCGAUGUCAUCAUCUCCAACUGUGUGAUCAACCUGUCACCUGACAAGAAGGGAGUACUGAGGGAGGCGUACAAGGUUCUCAAGGAGGGCGGGGAGCUGUACUUCAGUGACGUCUACUGUGACCGGGAUCUGCCAGAUUCAGCCAGGAAGCAUAAAGUGCUCUGGGGCGAGUGUAUCAGUGGUGCCCUCUGGUGGGAGGACUUGUACACACUGGCCAAGGAGGUGGGGUUCAGCCAGCCCAGGCUUGUGACAGCUACACCAGUUCCUGUGGAGAGAGAGGAUUUCAAACAAGUGCUAGGUGAUGCCCGGUUUGUGUCGGUGACGUACCGACUGUUCAAGUUACCGUCAGCCAUGCAGCCUGCUAGGCAGGUCAUCUACAAUGGGGAGAUCACUGGCUAUGAGGGGGAACUCAAGUUUGACUACCAGCAAACAUUCAAGAAUGGAGAUGCAGUCAGUGUAGGAGAGGAGAUGUCCACCAUCUUGUCUGUGUCGCGGUUCAAGGAAGAGUUUGACUUCCAGCCAGCAGCAUCUGGAAGUUCCGGCAGUGCCCCAGCAGUGCAAGUCAAAAUUGACCCAUUUGUGUACAUGGCACAGUUGGAUUCCAAAGGAGAGUUACCUGCUUCUGCGUGCUGCGUGUCAUCUGCAAAAAAGUGCUGCUAAUCUGAUCAUUUCUGUUUCUUAUCAUAAUGGCACAAGAGUAACUCGUAUCAUGGCAAGAUUUGUACUGAUUUGUGACUUAAUGUUUUAAUCUCAUUGCUUGAGAAUCAAUUUGUUUGAGGGCGAAUGGCCAGUUUAAUUCCUGAUGUUAAAUUCUGCCCUAUAUGAGAGAC